Messenger RNA from Cucurbita moschata (crookneck pumpkin), 1809 nucleotides. Its product is annotated as magnesium transporter MRS2-I-like. Gene Ontology annotation, biological process: transmembrane transport; magnesium ion transport. NCBI's taxonomy places the organism in Eukaryota, Viridiplantae, Streptophyta, Magnoliopsida, Cucurbitales, Cucurbitaceae. The transcript has 11 exons. Gene Ontology annotation, cellular component: membrane. Bases 419 to 1576 code for a protein of 385 amino acids. The record is from RefSeq and is a predicted model, not a curated record. Gene Ontology annotation, molecular function: magnesium ion transmembrane transporter activity.
GUGCAGAACAAAUUCUGGUCUGGAGUUCACAUUUGGCGGCUGAGGCUGUGGCUGUGGCCCAAUGUUCCAGCUUCUUUCCAUACGUGAGACCGACAUGCCCUACAAAGAAUCGAUACUCGUCCUUCUCCUAUUCGCCUUCUUCCCUCUGCAACUAGGUGGAGAAGAAACUCUCAAGCCCUCCGUUUUUACCCAACCUUCUCCACUCAAAUCUUUACCCAUUAACCCUCAAUCCCAGUUCAUUUCUAGUUUUCAAUUUGUUCAUCCUGUUCUUGAUUACCCACGUCGUAAUUUCUCCGCCAUUGUGUAAUUUGAUCCUCUUUUGUAGCUUUUAUUUAUGGUGAAGGGUUUUUCUGAACAAGAUUUGAAGAGGGCUGUUUAGAGUUUUUUGGGAUGUGAUUGGUUUAUGGGAUGAUUUGUAAUGGCUCGGGACGGGCAUGUGGUGCCGGUGGAUCCACAGACGGCGUUGACUGUUAAGAAGAAGAAACAGUCUUCUCGGAGUUGGAUUCUGCUGGAUUGUUCGGGCCAAGGGACCGUCCUCGAUGUCGACAAGUAUGCGAUUAUGCAUCGAGUUCAAAUUCAUGCUCGAGAUCUUCGGAUUCUUGACCCUUUGCUUUCUUAUCCCUCUAAGAUUUUGGGGCGUGAGAGGGCCAUCGUUCUUAAUCUGGAGCAUAUAAAGGCGAUCAUUACUGCUGAAGAGGUUUUGCUUAGAGAUCCAACAGAUGAACAUGUCAUCCCUGUGGUCGAAGAGCUUCAGAGACGACUGCCUCCUUCUAAUGUCUUCCAAGAGUAUCAGGGUGGGCUACAUGAUGGUGAAGCUGAAGAAGAUGAAUCCCCAUUUGAAUUCCGUGCCCUCGAGGUAGCUUUGGAAGCUAUAUGUAGUUUUCUUGCCGCUCGGACAACUGAACUGGAGACUGCUGCUUAUCCAGCACUGGAUGAGCUUACUACCAAGAUUAGUAGCCGCAAUUUGGACAGAGUUCGUAAAUUGAAGAGUGCAAUGACUAGGUUGACCGCAAGGGUUCAAAAGGUGAGAGAUGAGCUUGAACAAUUACUAGACGAUGACGAUGAUAUGGCAGACCUUUACUUGUCAAGAAAGACGAGUUCAUCUUCUCCUGUAAGUGGUUCUGGUCCUGCCAAUUGGUUUCCUGCAUCUCCUACCAUUGGUUCAAAGAUCUCAAGAGCAAGCAGAGCAAGUAUAGCAACUGCACGAGGGGACGAAGAUGACAUCGAGGAGCUUGAAAUGUUACUGGAGGCCUACUUUAUGCAGAUUGAUGGUACAUUGAACAAAUUAACUACACUGCGAGAAUAUAUUGACGACACAGAAGAUUAUAUCAAUAUCCAGCUCGAUAAUCAUCGAAAUCAACUCAUCCAGUUGGAGCUGUUUUUAAGUUCUGGAACGGUUUGUAUGUCUAUCUAUUCAUUGGUGAGUGCCAUAUUUGGAAUGAAUAUUCCAUAUACUUGGAAUGACGACCAUGGAUACAUGUUUAAAUGGGUUGUCAUUGUUUCUGGAGUAGCUUGCGCUUUGCUGUUCGUAGUGAUUGUUUACUAUGCUCGCCUCAAAGGUUUGGUGGGGUCUUGAUCUUCUUGCAUUGAACAUCCGACCCUUUACAGAUGGAUGUCGAUAGUCGAACCGUUGCAAUAAGUGAAAAAACGAUAGAAAUAAGAAAAGUCCAUUGCAGAUAGUUUAGAGUGAAUUACAUACCUGACUAUAAUUGCAGUUUGUGGAUUAUAGGAAUUGGAGAAAGAAAAGGAAAAGAAAAUAAAUAUGGAUGAAACAAGCUUAUGAAAUCAAAGAUCAGCAGGUAGUUCAUA